Molecule: messenger RNA, 2418 nt
Organism: Eurypyga helias (sunbittern)
Lineage: Eukaryota; Metazoa; Chordata; Aves; Eurypygiformes; Eurypygidae
Gene: SEC63
Product: SEC63 homolog (S. cerevisiae)
Exons: 12
Biological process (GO): post-translational protein targeting to endoplasmic reticulum membrane; SRP-dependent cotranslational protein targeting to membrane
Cellular component (GO): Sec62/Sec63 complex
Molecular function (GO): transmembrane protein transporter activity; RNA binding
Source: RefSeq, a predicted model, not a curated record
CUAAUCAGAGAAAUUGGUGGCAUAAAUUUAAAGAAGAAUGAGCCUCCACUCACAUGCCCUUACAGCCUGAAAGCCAGAGUUCUGCUGUUGACUCAUCUUGCCAGGAUGAAAGUUCCUGAGGUCCUUGAAGAAGAUCAGCAGUUUAUCCUGAAAAAGAGUCCUGCACUACUUCAAGAAAUGAUUAAUGUGAUCUGCCAACUAAUAAUAAUGGCUCGAAGCCGAGAAGAAAGGGAGUUCCGUGCUCCAUCUUUGGGAUCUUUGGAAAAUUGCAUGAAGCUGUCACAGAUGACUGUCCAGGGACUUCAGCAGUUCAAGUCUCCCCUUCUGCAACUGCCUCACAUUGAAGAGGAUAAUCUCAGGCGUGUCUCCAAUCACAAAAAGUAUAAAAUCAAAAGUAUUCAGGAUUUGGUGAGUUUGAAAGGUUCUGAUCGUCGCAAUUUACUGCACUUCCUAGAAGACAAGAAAUAUGAUGAAGUUAUGGCUGUCCUUGGCAGCUUUCCGUAUGUCACUAUGGAUAUAAAACCACAGGUUUUGGAUGACGAAGACAGCAACAAUAUUACAGUAGGUUCUCUCGUCACUGUUUUGGUCACACUAACAAGACAGACCAUGGCAGAAGUUUUUGAAAAGGAACAGUCUAUAUGUGCAGCAGAAGAGCAACCAACAGAAGAUGGGCAAGGAGAUGUCAACAAAGUUAAGAGCAAAGGAUGGCAGCAAAAGAAUAAAGGAACCAAGAAAGCUUCAAAGUCAAAGAAAAAGAAGCCACUAAAAAAGAAACCUGUGCCACCUUCAUUGCAGCCGCCGAAACAGCAGAAGCAAAAACAAGCUAAUGGGGAAGUAGUUGCGAAGGAAGAGGAGGAGGAGAUCUCUGACAAAGGAAGUGAAUCUGAAGAAGAAGAAACAAACAGGGACUCUCAAAGUGAAAAAGAUGAUGGAAGUGACAGAGACUCUGACAGAGAACAAGAUGAGAAGCAAAACAAAGAUGAUGAAGCUGAGUGGCAAGAAUUACAGCAGAGUAUACAGAGAAAGGAACGAGCCCUUCUUGAAACGAAGUCAAAGAUAACGCAUCCUGUUUACAGUCUGUUUUUUCCUGAGGAAAAGCAAGAAUGGUGGUGGCUGUAUAUUGCAGAUCGGAAGGAGCAGAUGCUAAUAUGUAUGCCAUAUCACGUUUGUACACUAAAAGACAAAGAAGAGGUAGAGCUGAAGUUCCCAGCACCAGGCAAGCCUGGAAACUAUCAGUACACAGUCUAUUUAAGAUCGGAUUCAUACAUGGGAUUGGACCAGAUUAAACCCUUGAAGCUGGAAGUUCAUGAAGCAAAACCAGUGCCAGAAAACCACCCGCAGUGGGAUACGGCAAUAGAAGGUGAUGAGGACCAGGAAGACAGCGAGGGCUUCGAAGACAGUUUUGAGGAGGAAGAGGAAGAGGAGGAGGAUGAUGAUUAAACAAUGCUAUUGAUCGACUACAAUAUCUGCCAACUCUUGGUCUGACUGUGGAACUGUACAAUAACCAAGAAACACAGUACAGAAGCUUCGAGAAGGCUGAGUUUAAUUUUCCUUUACCAAUUAAGAGUGCAUUAUGUAACUUCUCCGUGGAGGUAAAACGAAUCUGUUGCCAUUGAUACACCUUGGAAUACGCUUACGGCUCGUGACAGCCUUCAAGUGCAGGAUGGUGCGUUUUGUUCCAAUUGAAAAUAAAAGCUUUUUUUAUUAUAAAUGUCCGAAAGCGUGGGCUAUGUAUUGUCUGAUCAGUUUAGGGUCCAGUUUAAAGAAAAGGUACUGUUAGCUAGGAGCAACCUUUACAUCGAUUUUGCUGCCUUAGGAAUUUAUUUUAGAGAACGUUUUGGUAUAUUUGACAUAACAAAUCUCUGCUGAUUGAAACAGCACCUACUCGACUCUCCAGCCUGGUUGGUUCUGUGCUAUUCAUUAAAUAUUUUGCUGUGAUCCUGCUCACAUCAUAUUCAUAGCUUUUAAAAAUCUCUUUCACUUAACUGGAUCGUUACAAAUCGGCAUCGUACCCAUCGCCACGUUCCGUGUAUUCUGGAGGGCUGCUUUUUCUAGGACUGUUGCCUUUUUAUGCCCAAGAUUAUAACAGAAAUCAUAAACUUUCUUGACUCUGCCGUAGGAUACUUAUUAGUGGCUUAAAACAUUUUUAAGCCUUUAUUCCGUCAGAUCAGCAACCGAUCUGGGUCUUUUGAUAAAAUGUCUGAAAGCAGUUUUGGGACCACGUGUUACGUAAGUUGGUGGCUUUUGUGUAACACCUUUAUAAGAGGUACAUGCUGAAAGCCGAGGUACGUUCGUAACUCUGAAUCGACCCGACGCUGUCGGAAACAUUUUAAGGGUAAAAUAAAAUACGACAUGCGAAAGAGGGCAUGUUUUGUAUCAGUUUUGAAUUCCCAUCAAUAAACUGGACAAUUUGAUGGC